Cooperia oncophora is the source of this 396-nucleotide messenger RNA. NCBI's taxonomy places the organism in Eukaryota, Metazoa, Nematoda, Chromadorea, Rhabditida, Trichostrongylidae. The record is from the annotation of a GenBank genome assembly.
AUGGUAGGUGGCCAAAACUACGACGAAGCCGUAGCAUUUAUUAAACUGAAAUUUGCGGAGCUCAAUUUGAAUCCGGAUAAAAAGACUAUUUACAUGCACGAAACAUGCGCAACUGAUACCAAUCAAGUACAACUCGUCAUAUCGAGUGUAAUCGACACCAUAAUUCAAAAGAAUCUCCAGAAGGCAGGUAUGAUAGUAUUCGACGUUGGUGGUCAACGAUCAGAGAGACGAAAAUGGAUUCACUGUUUUGACAAUGUAGAGUCAAUCAUAUUUAUUACGGCUAUCAGCGAAUAUGAUCAAGUGCUCUUCGAAGACGAGACGACGGUAAGAAAAUUAGAUUCGUACCUGAAUUUUACGAACUUCCGCUCUAUUUAUUUGAGUUUUCUAAACCUUUAA